Molecule: messenger RNA, 1290 nt
Organism: Ustilaginoidea virens
Lineage: Eukaryota; Fungi; Ascomycota; Sordariomycetes; Hypocreales; Clavicipitaceae
Exons: 2
Coding region: 1-1290 (429 amino acids)
Molecular function (GO): S-adenosylmethionine-dependent methyltransferase activity
Source: RefSeq, a predicted model, not a curated record
AUGGCAGCCGCUGGAGCGCCCCGCGAGGCUGCGCGAGGCGACGCAAAGAGCGCGUGGAACAUUGCCGAGGGAAACAUGGAGGAUCCCGAGGAGGAGCGGGUGAUUCUCUGCGCCCUGGACUCUUUUGCGCAGUAUCCCAAGGUCGCCCACUUCAACGUGACCCAUCUCCGCCGACGGUCCUUUUACGCCCUCCCCCAAGCACACUGGAAGAUGCUGGCCGCCCCGCCGUUCAGCUUCCUGGAGACGCUCGACCGGGCCGACCGGGCCAUCGACUCCAACGCGGAGCUGGCCGACGCCAUCGUGGCCCACAGCCUGCAGGCCUUGUCCCCCCUCGCCGCCGUCUCGCACUCGCACCCCCCCGGCGGGCCGGCGAUGCCGCCCCAGUGGGCCGGCGUGGCCAAGCACGCCGACGUCGACAAGGCGCGCAGCACCAUCCGGCAGUUCUACCGCGACUGGACGGCCGACGGCGCCGCCGAGCGGCAAGCCUGCUACGCGCCCAUCAUGGGGGCGCUCGAGGCGCAGCAGCGGAGGCGCCGCGGCGACGCCGACGCCGACGCCGGCCGCCCCCUCAGGGUGCUGGUGCCCGGCGCCGGGCUGGGCAGGCUGGUCUUUGAGCUCUGCCGCCGGGGCCACGAGGCCGAGGGCAACGAGAUCUCGUACCACCAGCUGCUGGCGUCGUCGCACAUCCUCAACGGCUGCGACCGCGCCGGCCGGUACACCGUCUACCCCUGGGUGCACACCUUCUCCAACCACGUCACGCGGGAGAACCACCUCCGGGGCUACCCGGUGCCCGACGUCCACCCGGCCACGGAGCUGGCCCGCUCGCCCACCCCCGUGGGCAGCAUGUCCAUGUGCGCCGCCGACUUCCUGUGCCUCUACGCCGACGACAGCCACGCGGGCGCGUACGACGCCGUCGCCAGCCUCUUCUUCCUCGACACGGCCCCCAACCUGAUCCGCUACCUCGAGGUCAUCUACCACUGCCUGCGGCCGGGCGGCAUCCUGGUCAACGUGGGCCCGCUGCUGUGGCACUUUGAGAACCAGGCGCCCGGAAACCACGGCCACGACGACGACGGCGACGGAGAGCACGACUUCAACUCGUCGUCGGGCAUAGCCGACCCGGGGAGCUUCGAGCUGUCCCACGACGAGGUCAUGGCCCUGCUGGGCAAGCUCGGCUUCGAGGUGGAAUGGGCGCAGACGGAUGUCGAGGCGCCCUAUAUCCAGGACGGGCAGAGCAUGCUGCAGACGGUGUACAAGGCUGCCACUUGGCUGGCGCGCAAGCCGGAGAGGUAG